Paramecium sonneborni is the source of this 641-nucleotide messenger RNA. The record is from the annotation of a GenBank genome assembly. NCBI's taxonomy places the organism in Eukaryota, Ciliophora, Oligohymenophorea, Peniculida, Parameciidae.
GAUGUAUAAAAUUAAACCAACAUUAUCUGGAAAAAUAGCAUCAUAUUCUUUGGUAGGCUUUGGAUUCAUUUCAAUUGAUAUUAUAACUACUUACAUAGAUAAUUUUUAUAGGCGAAAGUAUUCAGAAGAAUUGUAAUAAAUAUAAGAUGAAUAUGAUGUAAAAAAUUACAUAAUAAGAUAUCGGAACCAUACAAAAUUAAUUAUUUUAGAAAUUUUACUUAUGGAUUCAUGUCUACUAAUUUUAAUUCUAUAUUGCACGUGAAAUUGAAUCAAUUUUUAGGAUCUCGACAAUAUUCAUCCAAAUUUAAAUUAGUACUAAAUCUAAUAUACAAGAUUAUUAGCCCUUUAGCUCCAAUUCCAUAUUACCUAUUUGCUGGAUUUUUGGAAAAUAAGCCAAUAGAUAUUAUAUUCUCAAAUUUAUUGAAUGAUUUGAAGAUAUUAGUUCCAUUUAGGCUUAUUCUGGAUUAUUUAAGAAUAAAUAAUUUCUUUUUCAAAAAGUAAAAACUUUACAAAUAUUCUUUAGACCAUAACCUGGCAGUUCUUUAGUUCCUAAUAAAGCUUUAUUUUUUUGUUUUGUUAUAGCAAAAAUAAUGAACUCAUCGUUAUUAAUAUGUAUGCAUGAUAAGAAAAUAAUGUUUUGA